Molecule: messenger RNA, 1108 nt
Organism: Triplophysa rosa
Lineage: Eukaryota; Metazoa; Chordata; Actinopteri; Cypriniformes; Nemacheilidae
Product: nitric oxide synthase, brain-like
Exons: 3
Biological process (GO): nitric oxide biosynthetic process
Molecular function (GO): nitric-oxide synthase activity
Source: RefSeq, a predicted model, not a curated record
GACUCAAGGCGUGCCCCAUGAUCUUGGUUUUCGGGUGCCGGCAGUCACAGAUUGACCACAUUUACAAGGAAGAGACAAUUCAGGCCAGAAACAAGGGCGUGUUUAAAGAGCUUUACACCGCAUACUCCAGAGAGCCUGGGAAACCAAAGAAAUACGUUCAGGAUGUUCUUCGUGAGCAGCUGUCUGAAACCGUCUACAAACAACUCCGAGAGGAAGGAGGACACAUCUACGUCUGUGGUGAUGUCACCAUGGCCGGAGACGUACUGAAAACAGUCCAGCAGAUCUUUAAACUGCAUGGCAACAUGUCUCUGGAGGACGCCGGCUUCUAUAUCAGCAAACUGAGGGAUGAGAAUCGAUACCACGAGGACAUUUUCGGAGUCACUCUGCGCACGUACGAGGUCACCAACCGCCUAAGAUCGGAAUCUAUUGCCUACAUCGAAGAAAACAAGAAGGAUACCGAUGAGUAAGUUCUUCAUUCUCUUUCUCAGCGUGUCCUCCGAUCGCCUCGAGUCGCCACGACUUAUCCUUGCUCGUAGGAGGACCUUGCGCUCUGUAGAUUACUGUAGAUACAGCCUCUGGACCGGCAUCGCUGAAAGCCAGUGGUAACCAUAGAGACGGAGGCUGAGAAGAGGCUGCGGCGUAACAGGAUUAGCGAGAAGAGAGUAGUUGCGGCGCUCUCUGUUUGCGCUCUCACAGAUAAGAGCUUGUUCAUAGCGCACUCUGCGUGAGAGCCGAGGGAGGAGAAGUGCUUUAGCCGUACCGCCGUUAACCGGACUGUUUGCCGUACGCUCGGCGUGAUUCCCGUUAGAGGUGUCGCUUGAGUUUUUUGUCGGUUUUUUGAUGAAAGUCCUUCUGGUGGAGGACGAGAGGCACCUCACAUUCUCAUGUCAUUUGGUAAUAAAGGGAUGUGGAGGACAAAACGAAAUAGAAUAUCGUGAGAUAAUGAAAUGCAUCAUGAAGUGUUGCAGUCAAUGCAUAAAAAUAGUAUAUGAAUGUGGCAGGAAGUAGAUAAAACACGACAUGAAUGAUACCUUAAAAUGAAAAUGCAACAAACACUCGAAUCGUGUUUUAAAAUGCAACACAUUGGACCAAGAUAAAUAAAUAAUGA